AUGUCUGGAGCAUCCCAACAACCCCUCCUCAUCUCAAGUGAGGGGGAUCGUCGGGGCUUUGAUGCGGGCAAACCGAGACCGAGUACGAGCCGGCGCCGUGACAAGCCGCAGCUUUCUUGCAAUCUCUGCCGGCACAAGAAGCUGAGAUGUGAUCGCCAGCAGCCAUGCUAUAAUUGCGCCGGGCGCGGAGUUUCCUGCAUAUAUGCACAAAAUCCUAACAAUGGAGUACCUUCAUCGUCCAUUGGCGAACCACAACCCACAUUGCAGGACCGCCUAACCCACUUGGAAAGACUGGUCAAAGUUCUAAUGCCAGGCCCUUCAAGUCAGCCUAGCCCCAACGCUGUCACAGCUUCAGGCACCAGUGGCGGCGUCACGAGUGCUCAGGUACUUGAUCAUACAGUCGUCGAUACCUCCGCGGAGAUCCGUUCAGAGUGUGGGAGCAUCAGUGCCACAGCGACAGAGCUUCCCUACAUUGGUGAUGACCACUGGGCUGCUAUUCUGGAAAGCAUUUCCGACUUGAAGCAUCAUGUUGAUAGAGAUGAGCAGACGAGGAUGGAUGAUAUCGUCGGAGAUGGCGAUCCGUCCAUGAGACGCCGAUCCCCACAUGCCCUUCUCCUCUAUGGCUGUCCUCAUGCUCGGUCGCGAGACGAGAUUUUGUCUGCUCUACCACCUAAGCCAGUGGUAGACCGCUAUGUUUCGUUUUAUUUCAACCAUCUUUCGUUAGCUUACUCUGUUAUCCACUCCCACAGCUUUCUUCGCGAGUAUCAAAAAUUCUGGGAAGCGCCUUCUGAAACUCCAAUCGCUUGGAUUGGCCUGCUAUUUACAAUCAUCUGCCUUUCCGUAUUUGCCUCAAAAGAUAACAAUGAGAUCCAGGACAAGGCUGAAGACGAACGAUUGCGCCUCCAGAUCGAUUCAUAUCAUGAAAAGAUUGUCCAAUGUCUUACCUUGGCUGAAUACACCAAAACCGGCCCGCAUAUCCUAGAGACCAUGAUUCAUUACGCUCAUAUAGAGUUCGCCAUCCAUCCAGAUGCCAACACUGACUUGUGGUACCUUUUCGGCAUUGUCGCAAACAUGGCAAUGCGAAUGGGCUAUCACCGUGACGGGAGCAAGUUCAAGGGGAUAACACCCCUCCAGGCUGAGAUGCAGCGCCGGAUAUGGUCGUCGCUCUUAAUGGGAAAUAUCAUCAUUUCUGGCCAAGUGGGAAUGCCUCGCAUGAUCUCGGCUGCGCAGUACGACACCGCCGAGCCCCGAAAUCUGACUGAUGCAGACCUCGAUUCAGUUCAUUCGAGUGGUAUGACUGAGCUACCUCCAUCGCGACCAGAGACUGAAUACACUCCGAUACUGGGCGUCAUUGCGAUGAGGAGGAUCGUAGAAGCCCUGGGUCAAAUCUCGGAACUUAGAGCCGCUGUUACACCGUGCACAUAUGAAGAGGUCAUGCGUGCCGACAGCGCUUUACAACGAGCAGCCGACAGUAUCCCCCCUCCAAUGAAGAUGAGACCCAUGGCAGCUAGUAUAACUGAUCCACCUCAUGCGAUAAUGUGGCGACUAUUCAUCGGUCAUUUAUUCUACAAGGGACAGAUAAUGCUCCGCCAGCCGUAUAUGUUUACCUCGGCAAGAGAGGAUAUUCAGGCUUACUCUCAGAAGACGUGCUUAGAAGCAUCGCUGAGCAUGCUCGAGAUUCAGGGGAUUCUAGAUGAGGAGACACGCCCCGGGGGACAAAUAUCCAUGAUGCGGUGGCGAGUCUCCUCAAUAAUGAAUAAUCAGUUCCUGACGGCGACGAUGAUCCUUUGCUCGAUGUUGCACCGCGGGGUGACGCUAGGGAGAGAGGAAGAGAUUAAGUCAGAGCUACGGAAGACUCGAACAAUCUGGAUGAGAGGCAGCGGUAACUCCCGAGAAGCCCAGAAAGCCGCAGAGGCAGUCAACUUCGUUCUUUCCAAUGCUACAGGCGGACUAUUCACCGACUUGGUCGGCGCAGAACCAUCAGGGCAGCUUCUCGACCCUUUCUUGUUUGAUACAAGCAACCGGGAAGGUGUAUAUUUCGGGGAGCAAGGCUUGAGCACUGACCCCAUGGAGACGUUUGACUUCAACAUGGGCUCAGUUCUAGAGACACCAACUCCUCCCGGCGAGGAUAAUCACAAGGGCAACUCUACCCUCGAAGGUGAUCUUCUGGAACCGAAUUUUGAUUUCGGAGACGCAGCGACAUCAAUGGCAUGA
Messenger RNA from Clonostachys byssicola, 2214 nucleotides. Lineage: Eukaryota; Fungi; Ascomycota; Sordariomycetes; Hypocreales; Bionectriaceae. The record is from the annotation of a GenBank genome assembly.